This is a messenger RNA of Anopheles funestus (African malaria mosquito), 6337 nucleotides long. It is a transcript of the gene Rgl, whose product is annotated as ral guanine nucleotide dissociation stimulator-like 1. The coding region runs from base 3001 to 5577 and encodes 858 amino acids. NCBI's taxonomy places the organism in Eukaryota, Metazoa, Arthropoda, Insecta, Diptera, Culicidae. The record is from RefSeq and is a predicted model, not a curated record. Gene Ontology annotation, molecular function: guanyl-nucleotide exchange factor activity. Gene Ontology annotation, biological process: positive regulation of GTPase activity; Ras protein signal transduction. The transcript is spliced from 7 exons. Gene Ontology annotation, cellular component: plasma membrane.
UUUAUCCCGAAACCAUUCGACGCUAGUCGCUAGAUAAGAAGAGGAAUUAUUAUGUAGUCUAUGGCACCGAAUGGCCACUUUGGUCAAUGCUUACUCCACCACAACCAGUACCAAACAGCAACAAAACAAAAAACUACCAUUAAAUAAACUAACAAACAUGCUAGUUUUGCAUUUGCUUUGGCACCAUUAAGUAUACAGUACAGCCCUUUCUUCAGACAACUUCUGCCGCAUUGGAAAGGGGCAUUUGGAGCAAGUCCCCUCAAAGCCUUACCAUUUCAAAGGGUACUAACCAGCAAGCAGAUGGGCGAAUGUUUGUUGCGGCAUUCGUUUUGGCAAAGCUUCACUUCCGACACAAUAAAUCUCCUUUGUCUGGCCCCUUGCUCGACGGAGUGUAGCAUAACGCCAUGUUAUUGCAGCUCGUUUACAGUACCGUGUGCGUCCCCGCAUAGAUGGCCACGUUUCUUCCAACGCAACUCCAAACCUUUGAAUGAGGAGGAAAAAAAAAGAGAUCCUCCCCCCCCUAACUAACAAAGGAAAUGGUUGGAUUCAAACAGUGCAAAAGAUCUUCCAUCUACCGUCACAAAAUGUCCGCUCGACGAGACGAAUCCUGCGAGAGUGUCCUCCACUAUUGCAGCAUUAAAAUUGGCACAGUGUGCGGUUGCUAACACAGGGAUUGUCAGGCAGCUGGCGAUGUAGGUUGAACGACUUUUGCCUUCGACACAGGACCACGGCAACAGUGUUGUCGCAUCGGCUCGGUACACCCGAGACGGUGUCAGUCGUGUGUUGCUGCGGUGCUGGAAGGAUGUUUCCCUUAGUGGACCGGCCAGCUGCCGGUCGUACCGAUGCUAUGCGUUUCGGUAAACAGUGUGUGCAGUGGCAAGAUAAACAUACACACAAUAUUGGCAAUUGCUGAUGGCUAGAGUGUGUCGAGGAUUGCGGACAGGGAAAAAGACGAGCAGGGAACGGGAACUGUCUGUUACAUCCAUGGCGUGGCGGAUAUUGAAAAAUUUAAUUACGAAUCUAGGACGUGCAGCUCGGGUUGCUGUUUGACUCGGUGUUGUGGUACUUUUACCGGUUUUUUGCUUUCAUCGAUGGCCAAUAUCCGUUUUAUUUUUGUGAUGUACAGGCAACAAACAUCAAGUACCUUUGCCUUUUGUGGAUGUGGUGAUAAAGUGUGUUAGUGUGUUAAAGGUGACAAAGGGAAAAACAGAUUUCCUGAAUAUUUAUAGGUUUAUAGCCAUUUUGAAUAGAUAAAAAAAGAGUACAAGAACACUUAAUAAUAUUAUAUCCUAUUUCAUCGAUUUUCGGUUUUACGCCUGAAUGUAUGCAACGCGGUUUAAAAACAUUUACUUUUAAUGGGUGAUUUCCAAACCAAACUGUACCUUUCUUCGUAUUUAUUUUAAGAAAAAACUCUCGACAGUUCUUCUCUAAGUGUAAGACGAUUUAUUUAUGUUUUGAAUAUAAAUACCACUCUUCACUUUGAUGAUGUGAGAUUUUAAGGGCAGUGAUUUAAGACGUCAAUAUCAUUGAAUAUAUUUAAAGUUUUCCUUUUCUAUCAAGAUGAAAAGAAACUUAGAAUCUUUCUAGUUUCGAGCUAGUCGUUUGAUCAAGUCACAGUGGAUCAACAGUUCCACUGCCAGAGUGUAACCUAAACAGUUCCAUGCUAACUGUAGCUAUUGAGGAAAAUAUGUACAAACAUAAACAAACCACCCUUGAACAAGAGUUUGAACCCCUACCGACCAUUCCUAAUUAGGUCUAUUUAGUGAUCAAACUGUUUAGACGAUCCAUUUCCGGUUUGUGUUAAAUAUUUACGCAAAAACUGUGGCUCCAUUUCGUUCUGAUCGAGUGGUGAAGUUCCUUCUGGCGGCCUAUUAGCCGCACAUAAAGCAAACGGAAUCGGUCAUUUCGUUCCGUAACCGUCAAAAUAACAGUAAGCUGUCGCGUGCUAUUACUCAGAAGAAUUUUUCGAUUUAAUCAUAUUUUUUUUCUUUCUUGCUUAUGGUUGACGCGGGGUCGAUAAAUGUUAAUUUGAGGCUCGUAAAGCAUUAUUAUCCCCCCCACCACCCAAAGGGGCAAUAGUGGCCACGAUUCGGUGUGACUUAUUUUUUCUUCAACCCGAAACCUAUGUUGUCUGAGUCAUCCGUUUCGGGUGGACAAAUUCCGGACGACGUUAAAUGGCUGUAAAUGAGCCAACACUCCGCACCCAUUAGCACCACAUAUGUACACGUUGGGCCAAGGGUUCCGAUUACUCCUUGGAAAGUUGUGGACGUGAAUCGUUUGUUCCGAUGUUUGUAAGCUUCAGUUUCAGAGCGGUUUCUACAAUCGAGUGCAUUGUGGUGCGGCGCGAAUGACGCGAAUCGUUUCAAAAAACACGUGCUUCUGGAUAGAAUAUUCUAUCGAUUAGCUGCUAGUAGCGGUUCGCUCAGGUUUCAGUUCAAGUGUGUGCUUGUACGGGAAGUAACUGCCGGUUGUCAACACGUGCAAACUGAUUCUGUGCCUGCUGAGGGAAUAGAAUGUGACGAAGAACAUUAAGACAUUUAAAUAACAAACGCUAGUAUGAAAAGUUUCAACCCGCAUGAGUUUCUAUUGGAAGCUUCUCGAUCAUUCACGCUCUCGAAAAUUGGAUGUAAUUAAAUCAAUUACCAACAAUGAGUAUGAGGAACUAUUUCGGGAACUCUUAAUAAAACCCAACGAUCUUACGCUCCAAAAACCAACGCAAUCAAUUUAGAUGAUCAAGGCUUGACGUAUUCUUCACAGCAGCAGCAGCAGCAGCAGCUACAAUAACAAACCACUCCCCGACAGUUUAAACACUUUUAAUCGAAGUGAUCCACGAGCGUGGCCGUACGCCCGGGAAGAACAGUCCAAUUAAAGUGUGUUAAAAGUGCGUCCGCGUGGGUUUCGCUGUGAGUGAUCGAUCGAUUAGUGCCCGAGGGUGCGCGGUGGGUUAAGUGAUCGCGAACAAACACAUCCUUGGUCGAAUGUCGUACGGACGGUGAACAAAUGUUUUGCCCGAGUAACGAAACGCUUCAGAGCAUUACGGAAAAGACGAAACUGCUGGCCCACAAAUGUACGCAGCAGAUACGCCACAAUACCGCAGCCUCGACGAACAGCGAUGGAGCGGGCGGUACGACAGGUGUUCAGCAACAGUCCGCACCGGGCGUUGAUCCUCAGCGAUCGUGCAGCAAGGAUGGGCCGAAUGCGAAAGAGGACCGACCCGGUGGAAUGGCUGGUGGGACACUGCGUUGCUUCUGUCCGUGUAAGGGAACGAUCGGCAAACUGAUAGGCAGGAAGGUUGCUGCUGCUAGCAAGGAGGGUCAGAGUCAGCGUACCACCAAGUGGUAUGUCAAGCAGCCCACCUGGCGGUUAUGGGGUGAAGAACGUGAGGAGAACGCCAUCUACACGGUUUACCUUAAGAAGGUCCGGUACCAUCGACCAACACCCAGUGCCAGCAGCCAAGAUUCCGAUGAUGAAAUAUCGCACCUCGAGUGGGAAACCGUGCGGGUGCGGUUCGUUAAGGCGGCCACCUUAGCGCGGCUGGUCGAUGCCCUCGCAACCGACGACGGCGAACUCGAGAGCACGUUCGUGAACGUGUUCCUCAACACCUACCGUACCUUUGCCCAGCCGGAAAAGGUGCUGGAACUGCUGCUCGACCGGUACGAGAAGCUGCACGCUGAACCGGCCCUACUACAGCCCGAAUCCCUAUCGGACCAGCACAAGAAAACUCUAGUCUCUGUUCUUCACGUGUGGCUCGAUGGGUUCCCCGAGGAUUGGGAUACGGAUAAUUUGCAACGAUUGCUAGCAUUCACCUCAAAGCGUUUGCCAAAAUCGGAAAUACAUAUGAAAGCUUUAAAUAGGUUUACCCAUAGGUUAGAUAAGUACAGUAGAAUACCACCACCGCUGCCAUGGUCUAACGAUUAUCACGAUUUCGCCGACCAGUUCGGUGGCCUCUGUUUGACACCAGCAUUCCGUGGUCCACCGUCCCACCUGCUUAAUUCGUACCGCUUUCCAAACAUUCCGGUCAAGCACUUUGCCGAGCAGCUGACCCGCAUGGAUAUGGAGCUGUUCAAGCGGCUGAUACCGCACCAAUGUCUCGGUGCGAUUUGGUCGAAUCGGGACAAGCACGAGUGUAGUUCGGUGCUGGCAACAGUAACCCAGUUCAAUGCCGUCUCAUUUCGCGUGAUCUCGAGCAUACUGAUCGAGCCGCGACUUAAACCACAGGAACGGGCCCUGCUCAUCUCGACGUGGAUCGAUAUUGCGCAGGAGCUGCGAUUGCUGAAGAACUUCUCCUCACUGAAAGCGAUCAUUUCCGGCCUGCAAUCCAACGCGGUGUAUAGGUUAUCGAAGACAUGGGCCGUAUUGCCAAGGGAUAAGUUGGAGCUUUAUAACGAGCUGGCGCGGAUAUUCUCCGAAGACAAUAAUGCGUGGGCACAGCGCGAGGUACUGAUGCGCGAGGGAACGGCCAAGUUUGCGGACACAGUUGGCGAGAACGAUCGGCACUUGCAGAAGGUGUUCCAGAAGCAGAACACCCUCAUCAGCCACGGUACGAUACCGUACCUCGGUACAUUCUUAACCGAUCUGACAAUGAUCCAUGCUGCCAUCCCGGACACGUUACAAGAUGGGUUGAUCAAUUUCGACAAACGUCGAAAAGAGUUCGAGGUUCUGGCACAGAUCAAGCUUCUCCAAGGGGCGGCUAAUACGUACCAUUUACCGGACGAUCCACUGUUUGAUCGAUGGUUCGCUUCGUUGCUGGUGCUUGACGAACGGGAAGCACAUACGCUGAGCUGUUCGUUAGAGCCUGCGCCCGAAAUGACUAAACGACCACCAACGCAACAUCCUGGCGGUGGUACAGGUGGAGGUGGAGGAGGUGGCGGAACUCCAGGACAUAAGAAGAGCGAUUCGAUAGCGUCGAACUCGAGCAGCGGAGCAGGUUCUCAGUUCUACUGUGAUAUUAACAGCACAUCCAACGCAAGCUAUAGCUCACGCAACAACUCUCUCGAUCGUGACGCUACUCCACCGAAUGCUUCGAUCCUGUCCGCUGCUAGUAGUGUGUCUUCCCUAUCGAUGGACUCCACCACGUCAGGCAGUCAGCGAUCAAACCACAACGGAGGUGUUGGCAGUGUACGUACUCCACAAUCUAACCGAUCGCAAGCCAACGGUACGGUGGCGAACCGAAGCGCCAAUGGUACCAGAGACCUCGAGGCGCCCAUCAUUAAUGGGCAGCUGGUGCAAAACUCACCACUGAAGAGUAGCUCGCCCGAUUUCUACAUCAUCAAGGUGACGUACGAGACGGAACAGGUCGAACUGGAUGGGAUCGUGUUGUACAAGAGCAUCAUGCUUGCGAACAACGAACGUACACCGCAGGUCAUCCGGAACGCGAUGCUUAAGCUCGGCCUUGAAGGUGAUCCAGAUCGCUACACCUUGGCGCAGGUGCUUCCCGACAAGGAACUACUGCUACCGAACAAUGCAAACGUAUACUACGCAGUCAACACCGCAUACAACCUUAAUUUCAUCCUGCGACCGAAGAAGGACACUACGGGUAGUAGCUCCUCGGUUCCGAGUUCCACCGGUCGUCCCUAGGACACGGGAUCGGAUGGUUUUUUUGUAAUCUCAGCUCGCCGACGCGAGUUCCAGCAGAUUUUGUACAUUUAUUUUAAGCCUAGUGAAUAUUUGGAAUUGGACGUUUUGUUGCUUGUUUUUUUUUUUUUAACCCAACGAUACCAUUCUCUAUAUCGCGUACCAUACGUAUCCAGUUAGAGUAUUCUUUCACACGCACACGGCUUUGUGUGGUUGUGGUUAUUUUAUCUUAGAUUCUAUAAGACGCUAAGAAGUCGACACAUUUAACAGGUAGGUAAGCAGCGGUUCAGGUUUUGAAGCUGAAUUGACCCAAAGGGAAAACUGAAACUUGCAUCAAUACACACAUACACAUAUCCACAAACGGUGGACGGUGCAGUAUAACUGAAGGUAUUAUUAGGGGAGAGUAACUUCAACAACUUAUAACAAAACCUUUCAACAUGCAACUAACAUGCAAGACUAGCAGGGACGGAUAACGAAUGCCAACAAACCUCCUUCUACCAGGUGUGCCCGUUUGAGGAUAGAGUUUUUGGAAGUGUUUAUUUGUUCUGUGUUUUGCAAAAAUUUUGAAACCGAUGUUAGUCCGCUAAUGGCAUAUCGUAGCGCUUGGAGUUAAAGCUCCGUACGAACCGUGGUACUAUUUCUGGAUCUAUACAACAGAAAUAAAGUGGCAUCGAACGUGUGCGUGUUUUAUUCCUACCCGCAGCACGCAGCAAGUAUUUUACUAGGAUAUUAAUAAACUGAAAACACAACUAUUCCAAACUCA